CCAGACUACGAAUACUUCAUGCACUCCGUUCACACAUUAAUGCGUGAAUUAGCAAUUGGUAAUAAUAAUUCGGAGGCGGACUACCGAGGGAGCAUUUUUGUUUGUCACUGUAGUUGGGAAGUGAAAUCUCCUACCCAGCGACAAGUGAGCCCGUCCCAAAAGCAUGCCUACACGUUACAGUUCUGCAAUCGUUCACUUCUCAUGGUCCCACAAGACCUAUUGUGCUUGGCAACCAAUAACCCUCAAGUUUAAUACUGGCUCUUGGAGCAAGAAUUACGAUUGUCCUCUCACUUUUCUGUGUCAAGUCUGGGCACGUCUGCCCUCUUCAUGUACUUGAUUGGGCAAUAACUCAGGCCUCGGGUAUUUAAGCCGUCAGCAAGAUCUGCUGGAAAGACUGAGUAAUCGGACCUUUAGGGCCUACUGCUGCAGUUUAUGGGAGGGCUGUCAGGGAAAAGUUCAUGCAGUGACAGUGUGUUGCGUUUCCUCCAUUUCUAAGACUCUUACUUUGGACUGCAGUUUAUCAGAAGACCAUCACCAGUAUAAUAAAUACCCACUUGAUCACUGGAUGCACUUAAAGGUCGCAGCAGCAUGUAAGCCAUCAGUAAAUUAUGCACUGCCCAGCAACGGUGACAAGAGACCACAACCAACUCAAAUCAAAUUAAGCAGCCAACACACAGACAGUAAUAGGAACAAAAUGACGACUCACGUGCACGCAGAGAUCGCAAGGCAACCCAGUGUUGGGGAUUCCUACAUCAGGUAUUCAUUCGAUCUGGAUGUGGAUUACAUCACCGAAAGGCUGAUCGCUGUUUCCUUUCCAGCGGGUGGAUUGGAGGCCCAGUACCGCAGCAACCUCCGGGAUGUGGUGAGAAUGCUGAGAAGUAAGCAUCAAGACAAGUAUGUCGUCUUCAAUCUGUCCCAGAAGCGACAUGACAUCAAACAACUCAGUCCUCAGGUGUAUGAUCUUGGCUGGCCGGACCAUCUCGCGCCGUCAUUAGAGAAGCUUUGCAGCAUCUGCAAACACAUUGAGACCUGGUUGAAAGCUGACAGCCAUAAUGUGGUAGUACUACAUUGUAAGGGUGGAAGAGGCCCAAUUGGAGUAGUGGUGUUGGCCUACAUGAAUUACAUCAAUAUCACCUCAAGCGCUGAGACUGCCAUGGAUCGGUAUGCUAUGAAGCGUUUCAUGGAGGCUAAGACAGAGUCGUCCAUGCACCCGUCCCAGCAUCGCUACGUCAACUACUUCACGGGACUACUCACCAAGUCAAUACAAGUCAACAGUGCACCGCUGUUCUUGCACCAUGUGCUGAUCCAUGGCGUGCCUAACUAUGACAUCAAUGGAGGUUGCAGACCCUUCCUGAGAGUAUAUCAAGGGAUGCAGCCCAUCUUCACAUCUGGAGUAUACUCAGUGCCGGAAGGAACAAGCCAAUUUGCCAUCACGUUGGGCCAGGCACUGCCAAUCAGGGGGGACAUCCUGGUCAAGUGUUACCACAAGAAGUUCCGGGCCACUACCCGGGAUGUGGUCUUCCGUUGUCAGUUUCACACCACGGCCAUCAUGGAGUGCCGGAUCGUGUUCCAAAAGAGUGAUUUGGAUGAUGCCUGCACUGAUGCACGGUUCCCAGACUUCACCAAAGUGGAGUUUAUAUUUUCCCACACGCCAGACCGUCUGCACGGCAGUGACUAUGUAGCCGGCAGUAACUUCCCCGUAGAUGAAAUGGAUGAUCCCCUGAUCCGCUGGGACUCCUAUGAGAACUUCGACAAAACCAUUGAAGGAGGAGACUAUACCCCUGAAGUGAUUGACUUGUCAGUCAGCAUCAACAACAACGUCCCCCACAGCUCAGCUCCAGACGGCAGCCUGUAUGCCGAAGUCCAGAAGACGCCCAGUCCCAUUCAGCACGACAAUCCGUUCUUUGCCAGCCCCAGCCCGACCUCGCCAGCCUCCAUUUCCCCGCGGUCCAAUCAACUGUUGCCUGUCAUACCCAACACUUUGGACUACGAUGCAGGUCCGCGCAGCCCUAUGCAGACCACGCAGCUGGCCGUGUUGCGUGCCAAGAUGAAUGCUCAGAUGGACCCAAACUUUCAGCGUACCCCAAGCCCACGCACCCCUACUAGUGACCCUCCCAGCCCCAUGCAGCAUCCCCUGAGCCCGACAUUGGUCCAGUUUGCAAACGGGCCCCAGCAGCCGACUGACUUGUCCAACGGACCAAGACAGUCGCCGGAGACUUCGACUCCACUACGGAGGGAAAUGAAUUACAAGGAGAAACGAGACUUGGAUGAUUUGUUGAGGGGAAUCGGAGAAGACGUACCGGCCCUGAGUAGUCCUGGUAGCAUUGGAUCAGGAGAGGCUGGCGAUAAAAGAAGAAUUGUUGAAGUUGAGGCGCAGAUGUCUCAUCUUCCCUCUUUAGAAUCAGGACGUUCUCCGGCCCCGAAGGUGUAUCAUCCUCAGUUUCGUAGUACGCAAGGAGAGCUUGAAAACCCCUAUGCGGAGAUCACAGAUGCGGUUCAAAAACGGGACCCGUUUGUUAACAACCAAGCGAGCCUGCAAGACCGUCCUGUUGAGGAGAAAAUUGCCUUCAGUCGGGUUGAGACAGUUGAGAGUAGCAGAUUACCUGAUUUUAACAUGCAAAGAACUCCACAGUUGCACGACAACCCCACAUACGCCGUGACAAAGGAAAACAACCAGUACCCACCAGCCGGGAGGGCGCACGAUGGUUUUGAAAACACCAGGGCUCCCAUACAACAAUUCAAUUCGUCACCCUACCCCCAAACCUCCAAACAGCAAGAUGUUUGGCAGCCGCAGCCACUCCGAGCCAAGAAGGAACAGUUGAUGUUCAUUUACAAGGAGGAUCCGACGUCUCCACAGGGACCUAGUGUCUCACCCGCAUUCACUGGAGAUAACGCACCCAGGCAGCCACCGAACUACGAGCCGACUCCAUCGCCUUCAAGCAGCACCCGUGCAUCAUCAGAAAUCGGGGAUGACGCAAUGACCUGGCUUCAGAGGCAGCAACAGAAGCUCAAGGAGAAGCGUCAGCGGGAAGGAGCUGCGGUGCACGCCACGUACCAGACCCCCAAGAGGGAACUGCCGAAAGUACCAGAACCCAGACAAGAACCUGUUCCGGAACCGCUGAUACAGCCCCAGGUCCAGGUCCCUAGGGAGCAGGCCCCUAGGGAGCAGGCACCCACUGACAAUCUGACCUGGUUGGAAGAGAAACAACGCAAGUUGCAGAUGAAGAGAGGGCAAAUGGAUCCCUCUUCAAAGCCUUUAUUUAUUGACACAUCUCUACCAGGACCAUCUUAUAGUUCAUCUUUCUCCCCACCAAGGACUGACUCCUCAGGUGUUAGCAGCAGUAGCGCCGCUAACGGUCCCCUGCCUCGGCCCCAUCUGACCAACUUGGAGAAGUCCGUCACCCAGCAGCUGUCCAGCUCCCACUCUCCGAAGGCUUCGGUGGAUGCCGGCCCGCUGACGCCGCCCAACACCUACGAGCACGACGGCAGCCCGUUGUGGCAGUCCAAUCAACGAUCACUCAACCGACAAACCUCGGACAUCACCUACGACCGGGAGAGGCCCGUGGUGACCCAGAAGCGCCAAGAUACAGAGCGCGCUCCUCAAGCGCCGACGUAUGGGAUUGGCGAUGGUAUAACGACACUACCUCCAGCCGGACCGCACUCGAGUACUCUGAAAGAUAAUGCUGGAUCUGUCACUCACCCUCCUCCAACUUCACACCCUGGCUCCCAAGACAGUCAGGAUGAGACUCUUAAUGUCCUAACGACCCAAUGGGUCCCGGGCCUGUCCAGCGAUUCUGGCUAUGCUUCCUCCCUCUCCUCCACCGUAACCGGAAACGAACCCGUAAAAUCCGCUAAGACAACAAGAUUUGUUGGUGCCGACGGGAGCGAGACCACCACAACUACCACAACGCAAACCCGCAAGAAGAUCCUCCAUGUGUUCCCGCAGAAGGCGGGAUUCGACAUGAAACAGCUGCCCCUGCUGUUCAUGCAAGAGAUCAGGAAAGAUGAAAGUGGGGGGUUACAGAGCCGGCUUCUGGGACUCAUGAGAGAUAAGGGUGUCGGGGGGAGUCCAACACUAAAACGAAAGCCAGUGUCUGAGCCCGGUUGUAGGGAACCAGUGAUUUCAAGAGGGCAGGGGGACUUACAGAUACAAGGGGGAGGCUUACUGCAAACUGUUCAGUCACAUUCUUCCGCUGCCCCUCAUGUUCCGUCACCUCCUCACAUUCCACCACAAUAUACUCUGCCAUCAGAAAGCAUCCCAUUCAAACCAACCAUGUCUUCUUCAUUAAAAUCAUCCUGGUCCAAUCAGUCCAUCCCAAAUCAUUCUCCUCAGUCAUCAAGAAUGUCCCGCUUUCAUUCUACUCCAAGACGCCAAAUGAUAAACUCCCCAAAGAGAGACCCCAGAUGGACAGGUGACUUGGACACAAACCGAUCCCCUCAUUCAGUAACCUUUUACAAAUCUGCACAGAAGCAAAAAUCAUCCAAGUCACCCCCAACACAAACCCGAUCGCAGUCACUCCCAAGAAACCAAACAUUCAAGGGGAGUUUUCAAAGUGACUUCCCAGAAACAAACUCUUCUCCUAUGUAUCCAAACCAAACCUCUUCGCCCUCAGGUGUAACACACUUCACACCUCAUGUAUUGUCAUCUGACUCUGAUGCACGGCUUAACAGAAAUGCCACCUCAUUUGGUGGCCCACGCUACCACUCUCUUCCGAGAGAUGGACCUCUGCAUUCCUCUCACAGCCGAAGUUACAUGCAUGAUACAAAUUCUGCUUCUCAUCCAAAGGCAAAGUAUAACAGAUCUAAGAUGAACCCUUCAGAAUUUGGCACUUCUCAGAAGUCUUGGCAAUCUGGUUUUCACAACUCACUGCCAAGGACUGUAAGGCUUACUCAUGAUAACCUCCCUGACUCAGAACCAAACACAAAGUUAACAACUAACUUUCCAAACUUUUCAUGCUCAACCCCUAGGACAAGACAUGCCCAUUUUCUGGAUCCUAGCUCUAGAUUUGAGCGAGUGGAUCCAUAUGCACAAGGUCCACAUGAUGACUCAAUGCUUCAAGCAAAUCCCGCACCAUUCAUAGAUGAUACCCGUCUUGUCCUUCCUGUCCCUUCCUACAACUGGGUCAUGGAUCGAAUCCAGACACUUAGGCAUUCGUCCGCUAACAAUUUGAACUUGUUUAGUGGCAAAGACAGUACAGACAUGGAUUGGGGAUCCAGUACAAAAGCGAGACUGGUUCAAAGUAAGCAGGGUUUAACUUUAAGGCAAUCCGAUACGGAUGUUGGAAGGCGUCCAAAGCAAGGGUUUACUGAUAGGGUACAUAAUCGUCCUCUUGGUAGAUUCCGGCAUACCGGUAAGUCUGAGGGAGGAAGCAGCAGUCAGAGUCAGGAUGUAUGGCUAAGAAGGGAGGACUAUGAAGCUGAUCAGAGAGAGCCUCGAGCACUGUCUGCAGACACAGUAGGAACAUACAGCUCCACUAACCACCAGAGAGAAGAUCUCGGGCAACGGAGUAGCGGACAUCCCGUCGGAAGCCACAACGUUGGGACCAUCCCUCUUCAGCAUCUGCUACCCCGAAACACUAACCAUAAGCCUACCUUGUCUAAUCCUAAAACCUCAAGUGGUGUAACCCCCAGGGUGACGGAGGCUGUGCCUGUUGGCCAGACCACUAAUCCCACUGGUAACAUUAACCUCAUGGCCGGCCUGGAAGAUGCCAUUCGCAUGCUGUCUGAAUGGACUCACCUCCAAAACAAAGACCCUGCAAUUGCAACAGGCAGGCCGUCUACCACUAAACAUAACCUGCAUGUGACUGACGUGCACAAAGGGGGUGAUCUAACUGGCCCAUCGAGGCAGACUAACCUGGCUAACGGGUGGACCGGAACCAGUGCUAAAUAUCAGUCAAAUGCACUACCUAGGCAACAAGCAGCUGCUCAGAACGUGCCUGGACCGAACAAGGCUGGCGUGAAUGAUGCAUACAAGGUGGACCUGCAUAUUGAUGAAUCUAACAUAGAGGAACCGCUCAACCUUGAGGGCAGAGUAGCUGACAGGGUUGCUGAUAUUACAAGCAAAAAUGGUAGUGACCAACCCAUGAGUCAGCCGCCUCCCGGACCUCGAGUCAAACCUGGCAAGGCCAAGCAAGUAACGAGACGCACCCCUCAGCAGUCUGGGUACGACUCAGACUCAGCCAUACAUCAGUACUAUGAUCCACCCAGUCCGAGUAUCCAGGGGAAAUCCCCUGAAAGAUGGCUGCACAAUCCCGGUGGUCUGCCCAAUCAUGAGAGCGAAUACUGGGACCGGAUGGAGGGUCUGAAGACGCCCAAUCUCAAGGAGCAGUGGUCUCGUAAACCAGAGUACGACGUAGGCUCAUCUAAUGAGAGCCUGCCCAAUGGAGGCGCCACGCCCAGAUUUCCGGUUGGACCAAAGGCUUACAAGAAUAUGAUGUGGACACCACUUGCAACAGUACGCCCACCGCACGGACCAGAUGAACCGUACCCUCUCUCCCCAAAAGGACGCGACAAGAGAGACAUUUUGGACACAACCGGUCUCCAUAUCAGUCCCGCUCGGCAAACCUCGACUGACACUGCUAGUCCCAUGAAUGUCGCAAGCACUACUACGGCUGCAGCUAGCAGCAACACACCCACAACCCCUGAAGUCAUCACUGUGACCCAGAGGAGAAUUGUUCAGACGGAAAGAAUCGUUGACCAAAAUGGCGUAGCAGCAAUAACGCCAGGUCCUAGCCCGAGGGAGGCUGUCGUGCAACAGCCAAUCACGGCCAAGGUGGAACGCGUCCCAGCUCCGGGGACUCAGGUGGAGAGAAAAGCCGUUCAGAAUGGGCAGUACUACCCAGUGGAGGCCAGAGCGGAGCGGAUACCGGUCACAAAUUACAGCAUCCAGGAACUGGACGGCCAAGCCAAGCCCGUCAGCCCACGCUACCAGGCCAGCGUGUUUCCACCGUCUCCCAAGAAAGAGGUUACCUUCCAAGAUGCCCGAGGGGGUGUGCCUGAAAGGCCAACCGGCUCACAGGCUCUUGUGAAAGAGACCGAGAUUGUACCAACUGCGAAAAAGACUGUUGAGGUUGCCCCGGCUUGGCCAAUUGAACUCGAAGUGCAUAUAAAGAACGAGGGAAUAGCUCCCGCUAUUAGCGAUGUUCACUUCAAACGGGGAGCGGCUACGCCUCCCAACAGCCCCCAACAGCUCUCUCCAGGAGCCCAGUAUCAGGUGCCGUUUGUACAGGAGCCACCUGUGAAGCCAGAAGUAAUCGAAAGGGAACAGGUAGACCCUAAGUUCAGCCAUCAGCUGCAGAAUCUGUCCAGCCAGCCGCCCCCGCCACAGUACCCGACGUACAGCGAUCGCAUGAGAAACAGACCCCCAGGGCCAGCGUAUCCUACCUUCAGUGACCGGCAUCGGAAAGCCGCCGCUGGUCGAGUGGAGGAGGUCCCGCCUCAAGUAGCCAAUGGAUAUCAUACCAUGUAUGAUAACAGGGGAGUGGUCAAGGCCAAACGGGCUUCCACGGGCAGUGAAGGGAUAUUACCAGCCCGUUCUGCUCACCAGCGGAAGGCAUCAGAUGGCAGUGUUGGGCCAGCCCAAAGUGGCCGUACCACUCCGUCCAAUUUCUAUUUGAUGCAGCAGCCCUCACCGUAUUCAAGUUCCCUCUCGCUUGCUGAUACCAGUGUAGACAAGGUGCGUUUUGUGAAGGAUCUCUCUGCCUGGUGGUACAAACCUCAUAUCUCCAGAGACGAAGCCAUCACUAUGUUGAAAGACAAGUGUCCUGGGCAGUUUGUAGUCCGAGACAGCAACUCAUUUCCUGGCGCCUUUGGACUCGCUGUCAAGGUUGCCCAGCUACCGCCCAAUGCACCACCUAGCAAGAAAGCUACUGACCCAGCCAGUGAACUUGUACGUCACUUCCUGAUCGAGCCAAAUCCGCGAGGUGUUCGUCUCAAAGGUUGUGCUAACGAGCCUAUAUUUGGCAGUCUAUCAGCGCUGAUUUACCAGCACACACUGACGCAGCUGGCAUUGCCGUGUAAACUCCAACUACCAGAAUCAGAUCCGUCAGGGGUGGAUGCUGCAGACAGUGGUAUCGACCCCAAGUCAGCACAUGCUCUGCUAUCUCAGGGUGCAGCUUGUAACGUUCUAUAUCUGGCCACCAUGGAGAUGGAAUCUUUGACUGGCCCAAGCGCCAUACGAGAGGCCACAAACCGACUGGUGAACCUCAAGGAUAAACCAAAGAAGGUCGUAGUUCACUUCAAGGUCUCGCUGAAGGGAGUUACACUGACAGACAACCAGAGAGUGGUGUUCUUUCGAAGGCAUUAUCCAGUUCAGUCUGUUCUGUACUGUGGCAUGGACUCGGGCUCAAGAAAAUGGAAGAGGAAAGAUGGAAGUGAGGAAUCUCAGGCUAGGAUCUUUGGUUUUGUGAGUCGCAAGCCGGGCUCCAAGACAGACAACCAGUGCCAUCUGUUUGCCGAGUAUGAGAUGGAACAACCAGCGUCGGCCAUCGUUAGUUUUGUAACCAAAGUACUUCUUGGCUCUUCCGUUCCCAACCAUUAAGGAGGGGUUGCCAUUGGGCAAGAAAAUGGAACAGCUCUUGAAUGAAUGACGUGUAUCAGGAAUCUAAGACUUUUUUUUUUUUUUAGCCUAUUGUGUGGAGGACGAAAAGUAGACAUCUGCCUUUCUGCUAUCAGAAUAGCAGAUGUAACGUUUUGCGAAAAUGCAUUUUCUACUUUUCUGCUUUUCUGCAGAAUUAUUUUACUUUUCCUCUUUUCUUUCGCUCAAGUAGCAGAAAAUCAGAUUUAACAUUUCCGACUUUUCCAUUCUCUCCUUUUUCAUUUCUGCCAACUGAAAAGUAGAUUUUACCCAGGCGGCCGAAGAGUGGCCAUCUGCUUUUCUCCUUUCAGAAAAGCAGAAAAGUGGAUCAAACGUUUUGACAACAACUGUGUAUUCUACAUGUACUUUUCUGCUUUUCGGAUACCGGAAACGCAGAUUUUACUCAGGCAGCCGAAAAGUGGCCAUCUGCUUUUCAGAGCAGAAGAGCAGAGUCAAAUUUGUGUCCUCCACUUUUCGUCCUCCAUACUGUUGGCCAUAUUUUAAGCAAAUGCGGGUGCUUUUACAAUAUUUUCUGGGUUCAAAAAAAGACUAGAAAAAUCCCGCUCAUUGAAGAAGUUUAGUAACCUGACUUCAAUCUAUAAAAACAAAGAUUUUAUGGUUGUUGGACAGCUGGGGAUAGUUUCUUUGUUUUGGCUGACAAAGUUCAAGCGAUUGACCCUCUGAAAAGACACAAAGGCAAAAUGGUGUGAUGGACAACGGACAGUGGCAUUGAUGGUAGCGAUACCUACCAACCAUUUGGAUCAAUUCAUUGAACGAAACGGGUAGUCUGUUAGAGAUGGUGUAUUAAAAAUGUUCAUGUAAAGUGUCAAGCUCAUGACAUUACAUUGAACGCGAUUAACUGCCAAAUAUGUAAAUAAAUUUUUAAGAGUAAUUAAACUUCGGAUUUCAUCUUCAUGCAAGUUAACGUUAUAAUAAGAGAAACCUUGUAUGCAUUAACAUGUUUUAUGCAAAUUUCAUCCGAAUUGAACAAAACAAGCUCAACUCAAUUUAAAAAAAAAAUAGUAUUUUUAGAUUUCUAAAUUAUGAAAAUAUAUUCUUAUCUAUUUAAAAAUUGUAAAAAAAAAAAUAUAGUACUGGAGUACUUUGAAGAAGGAUAAGUUUUUGGUUUUUGGUUAGUGAUGUAUUUUAGCUGUGCCAAAAUGUGUUUGGUUGUAACUCCUAAGCAGGGUAUUUAGAUAAUAAAGUGUGUUGACUUGAAUUUGUAUUCAGUCAUAUGUGUGCUGGAGUUUGAAACCGUUUGGCAUUUGAUGAGAUUAAAAGAUCAAUUUUUUGGCCCUUUUUUGGGGGGCCAAAAACCAAGCCAUGAAAUGUGAGUUUUCUGGACAAAAAUCCAGGGCCAUUGAAGAAACAGGUAGGGAUGAAUUCAUUGGACGAUACUUGUCAUGUAUAUUUACUGUACAUGUAUUAUGUUAUCCUCUCAUAGAUUCGAAUUGCUAGUUGGUGUAAAAUUAACAUAAAGUUAAAUUUUGCCUUGUACAGUAAAGCUGUCAACAUGUUUCUUGUUUCAACUGAUAGAUUCAUGUGCGGGCUCGGGUGUGGAAUGUUAUUUGGAUUAAAAAAAAAAGUGGUUGUGACAUGUAGUUGUGCAGUAUUCAUUUUCAGACUCAUGCUUGUAUUAAAGCAAAAAAAAACAAAAUUAGAUUUUUUAAAAAUUAAUGUCUACCAGUUUAAUUUCAAAAGUAACUUUUGAAAUGCAUUGGAUAGAUUUUGCGUAUUCAGACAUGCACUAGUGAACCUGCUUGCCCAUAUGUUUUUUAUAUAAAUCAAAUAAAUAAGGUGCAUUGGAAAGGGUGCAUUUUUUUAAAUCAUCAUAUUCAUUGACAGUUAAAAAAAAAAGCUGUGGAGUAUCUAGAAAGGCAGAAAGUAUAUCAGCAAAAUAAAUCUGUCUUGCAAACGCAAUUGAUGUCAUAACAUCUUUGAAUUGUAUUUUUCUCCUUUUGGGGGAUGGGAAUUGGAUA
Patiria miniata (bat star) is the source of this 10554-nucleotide messenger RNA. RefSeq names its product tensin-like. The transcript is spliced from 28 exons. The coding region runs from base 566 to 8539 and encodes 2657 amino acids. Gene Ontology annotation, molecular function: protein binding. The record is from RefSeq and is a predicted model, not a curated record. NCBI's taxonomy places the organism in Eukaryota, Metazoa, Echinodermata, Asteroidea, Valvatida, Asterinidae.